Sphaeramia orbicularis (orbiculate cardinalfish) is the source of this 1296-nucleotide messenger RNA. RefSeq names its product troponin T2d, cardiac (gene tnnt2d). The transcript is spliced from 12 exons. Gene Ontology annotation, biological process: sarcomere organization; regulation of muscle contraction; cardiac muscle contraction. Gene Ontology annotation, cellular component: troponin complex. The record is from RefSeq and is a predicted model, not a curated record. NCBI's taxonomy places the organism in Eukaryota, Metazoa, Chordata, Actinopteri, Kurtiformes, Apogonidae. Gene Ontology annotation, molecular function: troponin C binding; troponin I binding; tropomyosin binding. Bases 452 to 1174 code for a protein of 240 amino acids.
UCCUACAUCACCAUGUGAGUCUCUUCAUUCACUCACAUCAUUAUUUCUAUUUUUCUGAACUUUUGACCCUACACAGUCCUCACUAUAAACCCACAGGAAACAAAACCAGUUCACGUCCAGUUGUUGUGUGCACCUUGAGGCAGCAUUCAACACAUUUCGAGCAGUCGUUUUCUUGGUGAAAUUAUGAGCUGCUGAAAUCUGAGUAGUUAGUGAAAGCUUGAAUGGAUGUGUGACAUUUUACCUGCAAUGUAUUUCUGUUGGUGCCUCUGGUGUCCUGCCUUCUAACAAUAGACAAAGUGUGUUUUGUGCUGAGCAGCCAUAGGGCGCUGUGGUCACAUGAAAAAGAAGGGCCGGACCAUGUUAUUAUUAUGCAUCUCUGAUUCCCAAGUGGAUUGUGAACCUGAAGGAGCUGAAGUGUGGCGCUCGUCUCUGAGAGUUCAUUCAAAACAAAAUGUCUGACACAGAAGAAGUCAUGGAGGAGGAAGUCCAUGAGGGAGAAGAUGAGUCAAAGCCCAAGCCAAAGUUUAUGACAAAUAUUUCAGCACCAAAAAUCCCUGAUGGAGAGAAAGUGGAUUUUGAUGACAUCCACAGGAAGCGCCAGGAGAAGGACCUCUCUGAGCUCCAGUCUCUCAUCGAGGCUCAUUUCAUCCAGAGGAAGAAAGAAGAGGAGGAGCUCAUCGCUCUCGUCAACAGAAUCGAGAAACGUCGAGCUGAGAGAGCAGAGCAGCAGAGGAUCCGAGCAGAGAAAGAGAAGGAGAGGCAAACCAGACUAGCGGAAGAAAAGGAGCGAAAGGAGCAGGAGGAGCAGCGCAAGAAGCUGGGCGAAGAUGCCAAGAAGAAGAAGGCCCUGUCAAACAUGAGUCAGCAGUACAGCGCUGGGCAGAAGAAUGAAGGCAAAAAAGGAGCCAAGAAACAAACUGAGAGGGAGAAAAAGAAGAAGAUCCUGGCUGAACGCAGGAAGCCACUCAACAUCGAUCAUCUAAACGAGGAUAAACUCAAAGAGAAGGCUAAUGAGAUGUGGCAAUGGCUGAUGGGACUGGAGGCAGAGAAGUUUGACCUCAGUGACAAACUUAAACGACAGAAGUAUGAUAUCAACGUGCUUCUUGCUCGAGUCCAGGACCACCAAAGUGCCAAAGGUCGUGGGAAGGGCAAGAUGGGUGGCCGUCUGAGGUAAAGAAGCUCCAAGACACGGACACCACUGAUUGGCUCAUGUGUUUAUUGUCUGUGUAUUCGCUGUAUUGCUGUUGGGUUACAUGUCCAUUAUGAGCACAUCAAGUCAAUAAAUAAGUCUUUCCA